Molecule: messenger RNA, 2455 nt
Organism: Mycena citricolor
Lineage: Eukaryota; Fungi; Basidiomycota; Agaricomycetes; Agaricales; Mycenaceae
Source: the annotation of a GenBank genome assembly
UGCCAGAGAGAUGGAUGCGAUAGCUGCAGGACGAGGACAAUGCAUAAGCUAGAGCUAAUGGGGACCCCUGAACGGCUCGGGUGACUCACUGUUGCUGCAGGUUAUCUUGCCUCGAACACCGUGUCGUGCACCCAGGGAAGGGGCACAGAUGGUUCUUUUCCCCCGUGUGGAUCUUUACAUGCCGUGUGAGAUGCCCGGUGGUGCUGAACGCGCGCUGGCAGAGAGGACAGAGAUGGUUCUUCAUGGGCGGGAAUGAGUGAGGCACGCGUCUUGAUGAGGACGAGGCUGCCGACAUAUACGCGCAGUGCGAGGAGGGGAGGGUGCCUAGAACGUUCGGCAGCAGCGGGAAGCGAGUCUUGGCGUCAGUCAGCUGCGUUGGUGUCGCAGAGAAGAACGGGGAGAGAGGUGGGUCCCCGUCUGAGAUUGGCCAUAGAAAUAUGCAUCGCCGUGAUGUUGUUCGAGACAACAAACAGGCCAAAAAGAGGCGUGUCUCCGUCGAUCGAUCUUCGAUGCCCAGAUCUAAAUUGGGACUGUGUGUUGCUGCUUGACGUCCCAAGCUCGGCAAUCAGUUCCUUCGCCCGAUUUGUGUGCGGUCUGGACCGCAGGUCAUCAGAAUUUCCGCAUUCGGUCUUUUCUUCUCACUAAUCCCGCCACCAGCUGCUGUGCUUCUCCUGCCUCGCGACGUGAAUUCGACCGACAACCGUGGAGCGAAUGGGAUUGCUUGCGUCUGUGUCGUGCCGCCCUCCAUGCACUGUGUCGAGCACCAGGGACCCACCAGCGGCACUGUCGUUGGGAGGUAGUACCUGGCACCACGCCACAUCUUUACAGGCUGCCCAGUCAGUCACUCGGCAGAAUGGUGCAUAUCACCAUGGCCUGGCUUACGGUAGUCGAGAUGAGCUCACGUGUUUCUGGCCGGAGCAUGGCAAUGGGCACCAGCCUCGAUGUGGAUAGAAGCCCAAUGCCGGAACCAGCGACAUCCAUUCGUCGGGCGCGCAGUCAGGCAGUGGCAGAAAUGGAAACAAAUUCGACUAGCUCGUCAUCUGUGCGGAUAAAUGGGGACAAACAUACUAGCGAACUGGCGUUUAGUGCGACUCUGCACGUCUUGGAACGACCCCAUGGCCGCUCACAACGGACAGCAGCGAAUAAGUAGUACAUUCUUCGUUCUCUCUCAUUAUCCAAUGAAGGCAAGACACUCACCGCUAUUCCAGCGAGUGUGAUCUACCGCUUACCAAAGGGGAUAUCCAGUGACUGGCGCAAAUCAUAGACGACAAUGGAGGACAGACAUUCUUCCCUCCAGCCUGUCUGUCAGUGUCACGCUGGUAUGUAGAGUACCCACCUCGCGUCUCGACCUUGGGCACAACUUGUCCCCACCCCGGAAUUUAACCCCCUGCAACUCGAGCUCAGGGUGAAACGUACGACAAUGUCAUCGUUUGGAUUUCUGCUGCUAUGCACGUCGUAUGAAUCGCCCACCAACAAAACCGAUUACCAUGCCAGGUAACAAACCCAGCUCCACCCGGCUGCAAUUUCUUACCCCAUCUCCCGCGUUGUUCUGUGCCCAAUGAGUCGGCUCCCGAACAUUCUGACGACACGUCCAUUUCGUUGGUCACAGCACGCUUCUUCUGGUCCCAGCCGUCUGCACGACCGUGCUGGCUACUAGUGUCAAGUGCAUAGCGCGUCACGGGACUUCCUCUGGAGGACUAGUCAGUCUUACGGGUCCUGUGCGGGAUUCUCCCCGUCGCUGCGAAGAGUGUCGAAACCCGCGUUCGAAUGAACUCCUCGACGCUGACGUGCUUCUAGCUUGAGACAACCUCUCGGUCGAUCAUUCUCGACAUGUUUUAGGAGCCUGGCCGUAUUUAUACAUAUAUGGAAACUGACGCAAAUCCUUGCUUGACCAUAAUCUGUCAUGCAAGCACAGUAAUUAGACCAGUCUCCGCGCUGACGCCUGGAGGCCCGUCGCGCACGUUCAUGAAAGGUCCCCGAUCACAUUGCAAUUUGGAAGGAAAAGAACAAUGCCUCGUCGACGAGAGGCAGCUGAGGGCAGCGCCGAAAAUUCUGCGACCGUCUGUCCGUUGCUUCAGCGAUAUGUUCAUCCCAGCGCACUCGAGAUCCAAAUCUCCCCGUUUAUCUCAUGACUAUGACUAUCAAGUUCCAUUUCAUAUCACUUAUUAUACGUGCAGUCAUUCUGCAUCAUCGUCAAGUGCUACAUGCAAAGCCGUCCUCGCUGGCAGCUUCCGUGUGCCCUGUGCCGCCUCGGCCGAGCGAAGGCGUUCCCAGACGACUCUUUGGUCGUUAAUGAAUGGGCUGCUCCACAACCAGAGUACAGGCGCCCGCGUUUACGGCGUACUCUCCGUCAUCAGCGUCACCGAAGAAAAAACACAUCACGUCAGUUGGUGGCGGGUGAGUGCUCCUUAUCGCACCGCCACGAGUACUUCACCGCUCCAUGAAGAGCGGGCUG